This is a messenger RNA of Ctenopharyngodon idella (grass carp), 1661 nucleotides long. It is a transcript of the gene gsx2, whose product is annotated as GS homeobox 2. The coding region runs from base 404 to 1132 and encodes 242 amino acids. The transcript has 2 exons. Gene Ontology annotation, cellular component: nucleus. Gene Ontology annotation, biological process: regulation of DNA-templated transcription. NCBI's taxonomy places the organism in Eukaryota, Metazoa, Chordata, Actinopteri, Cypriniformes, Xenocyprididae. Gene Ontology annotation, molecular function: sequence-specific double-stranded DNA binding; DNA-binding transcription factor activity, RNA polymerase II-specific. The record is from RefSeq and is a predicted model, not a curated record.
UAGGCCUCUUCAACAUCAUCUUGAAAAUCAAAAUAUGAAUCUAUCAGACCGGGAAUAUAAUAGGAUAAUUGUUGAUAUCUCAGUAGGCGUACUUGCCAGAGCUGUUGUGCCACUUUGCGAGCUAACAAGACUGUAUGGGCAAAGAUUUGAUUGGAGGCUCGCCUGGGCAUCACGUGUCUCGGGACAGCAGAGGUACUAAAGCCCCUAGGCCGUGAGCGCACGUGGGUGACGAUAGGGCCGGCCCUCUCCGGGGUCCCUUUUGUUGAACUAUCAAACAUAAGCCAGCUCCCGAGGGCUUCAGAACAGUGUUAAGACCACUGUGUACUGCGCAAGUCCUUGGAGCAACGCCAUCAGUGUGGUAUCACUGACACACCAUCAGCAUCUCACGCAGACAGGAGCAAUCAUGUCGAGGUCUUUCUACGUAGACUCUUUGAUUAUCAAGGAUCCCGCGCGUCCGGCUCUGAGCGAGCACACGGGGCAGGACUUUCUCAUCCCCAUUGGCAUGCACUCUCCCGGCGUGAUGAGCGUCACUGCGCCCGUUUGCCCGUCCCGGAAGACCGGCACCUUCUGUGUCUGUCCGCUGUGCGUAACCUCGCAUAUCCACUCUCCCCGCGGCGCAAUCCCACUGCUGAAGGGACAGGGCUUCUCCGCCGGUGACGCGGCUUUCUGUCAGAGGGUAGCACACCAACAGAGCCCCGCGUUAGCGCACCCGGGACACGGACAUGCGCCUGUCUGCACGCCCACAAGCUACAGCGUCACUGACCCUCGGAGGUAUCACUGCCUGUCUCUAGGUGCGUCUGACAACAGCCACAUACAGAACGGCAAACGGAUGCGCACUGCCUUCACCAGCACACAACUGCUUGAGUUGGAGCGCGAAUUCUCAUCUAACAUGUACCUCUCCCGCUUACGCAGGAUCGAAAUAGCCACAUAUUUAAAUCUGUCAGAGAAACAGGUGAAAAUAUGGUUCCAGAACCGCCGCGUUAAACACAAGAAAGAAGGCAAAGGUACGCAACGGAGCGCGCAUGCAGUAUGCAAAUGCUCGGGCAGCCACUCACACUAUCCGCGCUCAGAAGACGAAGAAUCCCUAUCACCUGUAUCAGCCACAGAGGAAAAGGAGACUUCACCGAUCUAGGAGCGUCACGACCAUCACAGACUUAAGUUUGGUACCUUACAUGGCACAUUUAAAAGUACGGACCCUGUUUUUUGGGACACUGUCUUCCGUCUUUAAAUAACCACAAAGUGUGGAGAUUUAGCUACUGCCAAUUUCUUCCCUCUUUCCUCUCAAAGUAUUGUUUUACCCUGACACUCAAGUCAGUUAUUUGUCUUAUCUGUACAACAGAUUGUGAAAUAAUAGUUGUUAUGCAAGUGAUACAAUUCAAUAACUUUUUUUAUACAGUUUAUUAAGUGCAAACUUUCUUGAAACGACCACCUGUAAUCCAUUCAGUCAUCCCUGUUCCUUUUAAGGAUAAAUGUUAGACAAAUGGAGAAGAUAAAAGACUCCCUGUGUGAUAUUGUAAAUAUGCAGACUGUUAAUCCAAUCUGUCCUAGACUACUGAGAAGCUGUGAUUUUUUUUUUUUUUUUUCCACCUGAAUUUUAUGUGCCUAUUAAAAAGAAAUGUGUAUAUUUGUAUUUAUUUAAAUAAAUCACAUCUGUAACUACA